AUGGCAACACAGUGGCAGCCCCGUGAUGCCAAGCUGGAAGACGUCCAAGGCAUGGUCAGAACUGAUUUCAGCGCCUUCGCAGGCAAUCCCCAGCGAGAACAGAGAGACGGUCCGGAGAAAACCAGGGUUAGACUUUCAGACAAGUAUGCAAAGUACAUCAACAAUCCUCAGCGAUACAAAACAAUUGUCGUCGAGCUCAAUGGCGUCAUCAUAUCCAUCGGCGUCAUGGACUUGAAACCAUUGGAAGAAGGCAUAACAACGCCAACCAGAAAUGGGGAGUACUAUUCAUAUAAUGAUGUGUUUCUCACAUACUUCGCCAAGUAUGGGGAAAAAUUUGCAAUGUUACGCACCUUGGCUACCCAUGAAGACAACCAGCGCCAAGGCUGUGGCAAAGCUAUUUUCGAGUCAUUGAAGGCGGUGGCAGGUGUGGGUGAGGGGCGGGUGAUUACGGUGUAUUCCAGCGCAAAGGGGCAAGCCUUUUACGAGAAAGAAGGCUUCGAACUUGCGGGAUGCUGCGGGGAAAAGCCCAAGGUGGCUACUGGCUAUAUACUCCACGGAUGUAACUGA
Molecule: messenger RNA, 567 nt
Organism: Clonostachys solani
Lineage: Eukaryota; Fungi; Ascomycota; Sordariomycetes; Hypocreales; Bionectriaceae
Source: the annotation of a GenBank genome assembly